CCUAAACCAUUUUACAGCCGCUAAGAGUCAGUGAGCAGUUUAGGGACUUUCAACACCGAAACAUACACAGCAUUGCAUAACUAACCCGUUUGAUUAUUUCAAACUCAAUUAGGAUUUAAUGUGCAUUGCUGUGGACGUCUGUGGGAACCCGACGUUUAUUAUCGUGUAAAUGCGUCUCAAUAAUAGAUCUGACACCAGAAGUGAGAAAGAUGCGAAAGGAUGUGAGGAUACUGCUGGUUGGAGAACCCAAAGUGGGGAAGACAUCCCUGAUCAUGUCACUGGUCAGUGAGGAGUUCCCAAAUGUGGUUCCUUACAGAGCAGAGGAAAUCACCAUACCAGCAGAUGUCACACCAGAGAGAGUACCCACACACAUAGUAGACUACUCCGAGGCUGAACAGACAGAUGAGCAACUCUAUCAAGAGAUAUCAAAGGCCAGUGUUAUAUGUAUAGUCUACUCUGUGAACGACAAGAAGUCUACUGAGAAGGUGACAAGUCAUUGGAUUCCCCUGAUAAAUGAGAGAAUAGAUAAAGACAGCAGAGUCCCUCUGAUCCUUGUGGGGAAUAAAUCCGAUCUGGUUGAGCACAGCAGUAUGGAGACUGUCCUUCCCAUCAUGAACAAAUACACAGAGAUAGAGACCUGUGUGGAGUGUUCAGCCAAGAAUCUGAAGAAUAUUUCUGAGUUGUUUUAUUAUGCACAGAAGGCUGUCCUUCACCCUACAGGGCCACUCUACUGUCCUGAGCAGAAAGAGAUGAGAUCUGCCUGUGUUCAGGCAUUGACACGGAUCUUCAAGGUGUCAGAUUUGGAUAACGAUGGCAUUCUGAAUGAUUAUGAGCUUACGCUUUUCCAGAGAACCUGUUUUAACACCCCACUAGCUCCUCAGGCCCUGGAGGAUGUAAAAAAUGUUGUUAGAAAAAACUUAACAGAUGGAGUGCGUGACAAUGGACUCACUCUGAAAGGUUUCCUCUUCUUGCAUUCUCUGUUCAUCCAAAGAGGGAGGCACGAGACAACCUGGGCCGUCUUGCGGAGGUUUGGCUAUGAUGAUGAUCUAGAGCUGCAUCAGGACUUACUGUUUUCCCAGUUAAAAAUACCCCCAGACUGCACCACUGAGCUCAAUCACAAUGCUUACCUGUUCCUACAGAGUGUCUUCGACAAACAUGAUAAGGACAGAGACUGUGCUUUGUCCCCUGAGGAGUUAAUGGAUCUGUUUGAUGUUUUCCCUUACAUCCCCUGGGGACUGGAUGUGAACAACACGGUCUGCACAAAUGACCAGGGCUGGAUCACCUACCAGGGCUAUCUCUCACAGUGGACGUUAACUACAUACCUGGAUGUACAGCGCUGUCUGGAAUAUCUUGGUUACCUUGGUUACUCUAUUAUUGCUGAGCAAGAAUCUGAGACAUCUGCCAUAACAUUGACCCGUGAUAAGAAGAUUGAUCUUCAGAAGAAGCAGACGCAGCGGAAUGUGUUUCGCUGUAAUGUGUUUGGAGGAAUGGGAAGUGGUAAAAGUGGCUUUCUGCAGGCUUUCCUUGGCAGAAACCUCAUGCGCCAAAGGACAAUAAGAGAAGAACAUAAAUCUUAUUAUGCAAUCAGCACUGCACAUGUGUACGGACAGGAGAAGUACUUACUGCUCCAUGAAGUCUUUGCAGAUUUUGACUUCCUGUCUGAGACCGAUCUUGCUUGUGACAUUGUGUGUCUGAUUUAUGAUGUCAGCAACCCGUGCUCUUUUGAAUCCUGUGCACGAAUAUUCAAGCAAUACUUCUUGGACAGUAAGACUCCAUGUAUGUUGAUUUCUGCGAAGUCAGACCUGCCAGAAACAAAGCAGCAAUACUGUAUGACACCACUGGAAUUCUGUCGCAAACACAAGAUGCCUCCGCCUCAGUCCUUUACCUGUAACACAGCUGCAGCUCCCAGCAAAGACAUCUUCAUCAAACUCACCACCAUGGCCAUGUACCCCCAUGCACGUCUGCGUUGCAUGUGUACCUGUAACAGGUGCACAUUCUGCCUCUGUCAGAACUUCCUCAACUCUGAGCUUGUGCAGACGGUUCGGACCAAAAUCUACACUGUCAUCUUCAGCAGGCAUAUUACACAUGCUGACCUGAAGAGCUCUACAUUUUGGCUCAGAGCGAGUAUUGGAGCCACAGUUUGUGCUGUGCUUGGCUUUGCCAUGUACAGGGCCCUCCUCAGAUCCCGAUGAGCAAACCCCUAAAACGUACUACUGCCCUAGCUGUCUCCCGUCUGCUGAGAGAACCAAAAGAAAGAGGGUGUCCCCCAAGUCUUGAGAUGGAAAACAAGACCCUUGUUAUAUGUGACCCUUGUUGUAUCCCCUGUUUAUGUGCUUUGAAUUUGAAAUGAUAUUUAAUAAUGAAACAAACAGAAAAACCGUAAAUAGAAUGUAAAUAAUGAGAG
Xyrauchen texanus (razorback sucker) is the source of this 2404-nucleotide messenger RNA. RefSeq names its product ras homolog family member T1 (gene rhot1b). The record is from RefSeq and is a predicted model, not a curated record. Bases 210 to 2192 code for a protein of 660 amino acids. The transcript is spliced from 21 exons. Gene Ontology annotation, molecular function: GTP binding; calcium ion binding; GTPase activity. Gene Ontology annotation, biological process: small GTPase-mediated signal transduction; mitochondrion transport along microtubule; regulation of mitochondrion organization. Lineage: Eukaryota; Metazoa; Chordata; Actinopteri; Cypriniformes; Catostomidae. Gene Ontology annotation, cellular component: mitochondrial outer membrane.